Alexandromys fortis (reed vole) is the source of this 3822-nucleotide messenger RNA. It is a transcript of the gene Irak4, whose product is annotated as interleukin 1 receptor associated kinase 4. Gene Ontology annotation, molecular function: protein serine/threonine kinase activity; protein binding; magnesium ion binding. Lineage: Eukaryota; Metazoa; Chordata; Mammalia; Rodentia; Cricetidae. Gene Ontology annotation, biological process: protein phosphorylation; signal transduction. The transcript is spliced from 12 exons. The coding region runs from base 146 to 1588 and encodes 480 amino acids. The record is from RefSeq and is a predicted model, not a curated record.
UGGGAAACUCCAUCACCUUGUCGCAGACGAUCUGAAGUCGCUCCGUGACCCCGGCGCGUCCUCCCCUCCCGAGUCCUCGCGGGACCCUGGCGGGGCGCCGGUCGCCUUGUUCAGGAAGCGAAGAGCGUCAGAGAGGAAGUAGAAGAUGAACAAGCCCCUGACACCAUCCACAUACGUGCGCAGCCUCAAUGUCGGACUCAUUAGGAAGCUGUCGGAUUUUAUUGAUCCUCAAGAAGGAUGGAAGAAAUUAGCAGUAGCUAUUAAAAAGCCGUCUGGUGAUGAUAGAUACAAUCAGCUUCAUAUAAGGAGAUUCGAAGCCUUACUCCAAACUGGGAAAAGCCCCACGUGUGAGCUGCUGUUCGACUGGGGCACCACAAACUGCACGGUCGGGGACCUUGUGGAUCUUCUGGUCCAGAUUGAGCUUUUUGCCCCUGCUACUCUCCUGUUGCCGGGUAAACUGGGCGUGGCCACAGUGACCGAAUGGCAGAAAGAGAAGUAUGCUGUUCCCCAACCUGUCAGCAGUAUACCAUCUAGAGAAGCUGCAACAACGGUGGCACAGACACACGGGCCCUGCCAUGAAGCAGUCAGGACAUCGGUGACGCCUAUGCCUAGGCUAGAACAGAGCUGUGGGCAGCCUGACUCCUCAGGCUCAGACGACAAAAGUUCAGCAUCCAGCGACACUGGUACCCGUUUCCACAGUUUUUCAUUUUAUGAGUUGAAGAGCAUCACCAAUAACUUCGACGAACGGCCUGUUUCUGUCGGCGGCAGCAGGAUGGGAGAGGGAGGCUUUGGAGUGGUGUACAAAGGCCACAUGAAGGACACGGCUGUGGCGGUGAAGAAGCUGGGAGCGGUGGUUGAAAUUAGUACUGAGGAACUAAAGGAACAGUUUGAUCAAGAAAUUAAAGUAAUGGCAAAGUGUCAGCACGAGAACCUGGUGGAGCUACUUGGCUUCUCAAGCGACAGUGACAACCUGUGCCUAGUAUACGCUUACAUGCCCAAUGGCUCCUUGCUCGACAGACUGUCCUGCUUGGAUGGCACUCCACCACUCUCUUGGCACAUGAGAUGCAAGAUCGCUCAGGGUGCAGCUAAUGGCAUACGUUUUCUCCAUGAAAACCAUCAUAUUCAUAGGGAUAUCAAAAGUGCAAAUAUUCUACUAGACAAAGACUUUACUGCCAAAAUAUCUGACUUUGGGCUUGCGCGGGCGUCUGCAAAGUUUGCCCAGACAGUCAUGACCAGUCGAAUCGUGGGUACAACGGCUUAUAUGGCACCCGAAGCUUUGCGAGGAGAAAUAACGCCCAAAUCGGACAUCUACAGCUUUGGUGUGGUUUUAUUAGAGCUAAUCACCGGACUUGCGGCUGUGGAUGAAAACCGUGAACCUCAAUUACUACUGGAUAUUAAAGAAGAGAUCGAGGAUGAAGAGAAGACGAUCGGGGAUUACACCGACAAGAAGAUGGAUGACGCGGACCCUGCGUCCAUUGAAGCCAUGUACGCUGCAGCUAGUCAGUGUCUGCACGAAAAGAAGAACAAGAGGCCGGACAUUGCCAAGGUUCAACAGUUGCUGCAAGAGAUGCCUGCUAAACACGAGUGAAAUAGACUAUAUAUAUAUAAUCUAUGUAUAACACACUCUAUAAGCACUCACCCCUCACCUUUUUUUUUAACGUCUUAUGGUCCUGGAGACUGAACAAGCACUUUGGCACUGAGCUACAUCACCAGCCUGGUUUUUGGUUUUGUUUUCCUAAAUGGUCUUUAUGUUUAACACGGCAGCAUGGUGCGCUGUACUGACAGAUUAACGGACGUGUUGACACGCUGUUGCCGAAGAGACAGUAGGAAGGCGGCACUUGCCCCCCCCACCCCUCCUUUGUGUGGAGAUCAUUUUCCAUGGCAAUAUCAUCAAAUUACAGCAACUUCAAGAUUCAGGAAAACAACACGGCACAGGGGAGACCCCAGAGUUUGGGGUUUUGUUGUUGUUGUUGGCCCUAGAUGUCCUGAUACUCUCUCUAUAUAGACAAGGCUGGCCUCGAGCUCAGAAAUCUGUCAGCCUGGUCUAUAUAGAGAGACCUCUGCCUGUGCCACCACCAUAUAGCCAGAGACCCUGGUUUGAAGUUCAGCAGACUCCUCUAACCUCCUGUAAAGCCCUGGUCCAGCUCUCAGCUACCCUAAACCUCAGGUUUGGCUUUUCUGUUUUGUUAAUGAACCCUGUGCUCCUGUAAAUAACUCUUCCUAUGCUCCUGUACGUAACCCCCACCUGUACAUAACCUCACGGCUCCUCCCACCACACAAUCCUCCAAUACAUAACUCCCAUACCUCCUCCUGUACAUUACCCUCACCCCUGCUCCUGUAACCCUAAUUAAACUCAUUGGGUCCCCAAGGUAGACAUGGGUGGACUCAAUCAUUCAGUCUGCCUUUGAUAUCUUAAUUUGAAUGAAUAGAUGUUUGCUUGUCUCCCCCAGGAAAAAGUCACACACUUAGUACUUUAUGUGGGGCAUAACAGAACCAAUGAUCAUCUUGGGGGUGGUACUUGCAUUGUCUCUGCUAUGUGCAAUAAGACAGCAACUGGAGCUGAUCUGUCUGAGGGUGGAGCACCCACCCAAGGGGACAAUCCUGAUGUCAUCCCUUCCCAUGUGGCAGGAAUGGCAGGCUCUUUUGCUGUACUGGGUGGUUUUAUGUGUCAACUUGACACAAGCUAGAGUCUUCAGGGAGGAGGCGCCUCAGCUGAGGAAAUACCUCGUUGAGAUCCAGCUGUAGGGCAUUUUCUCAUUUAGUGAUCAAUAGGGGAAGACCCAGCCCAAGAUUGGUGGUGCCAUCCCUGGGCUGCUGGUCCUGUGUUCCAUAAAAAAGGUGAGCUGAGCAAGCCAGAAGAAGCAAGCCGGUCAGCAACACUCCUCCAUGGCCUCUGUAUCAUCUUCUGCCUCCGGGUUUCAGCCCCGUGAGUUCCUGUCCGGACUUCCUUCAGUGAUGAACAGAAAGGCUGAAGUGUGAGCCAGAUAAAGCCUUUUCUUCCCGACUUGCUUUCUGGUCAUAGUGUUUCGUCACAGCAAUGGAAACCCUAACGAAGACACUUGCUGUAGUGGUGGCUGCAUUGUUCCUGCCUGAGUGUAAAGACAUGUAAACAAGACAGCAGUGGUCCACCUGCAGGCGGUGUCUCUGUGAGGAAAGUUCCAGAGAGGCCAUCUUCCUGUCGGUAUGCAAAGGCAUGCCCCUUGAUGAGUGGAAUCGGCCGCCGACCAUUUCAUACUACAAUGAGAAAAAGGUGCAGAUUCUGCCCUCUGCAUUAUUCUCUGAAUUGGCAUGUAAAAUGAAGAAAAAAAAACGAGACCAGGACAAAUGUCCUUUAUUGCCAGAACUUGGGAGGUAAAGCCAGGCAAUCUCUGUGAGUUUGAUACCAGCUAGGGCUAAAGUGUAACUCUCUCUCUCUCUCUCUCUCUCUCUCUCUCUCUCUCUCUCUCUCGCUCUCUUUCCCCCAAGGAAGUGGUAUGGCAAUGAAGUAUAAUACAAACAAUUCUUAUAGUCCAAGGGACUGGAGCUUUUGCUGGACCUCACAGCCAGUUACUAAAAUUCCUUGAGGUCACUUAAGGCUGAUCUCCUACUGUGUACCUGCUUUCUGAGCCCGCAUUUAAGAGAACAGUGUAACAAUCAACCUUAUUUGCCUUUGGUUCCCAUAUAGUCUACUUUUACAAUCAAAGCAAUGAAUAGCUAUAAUCUUGAGUUAUCUAGUCUUCUAUGUCCCUGACCUAGGAGUAAUACAUGUAUGCUUUGUUUGUUUGUAUUGUGAUAAUCGUUUACUGAAAACAGCAAAUAUAUAUUGAAAGCAGUCUUUUGAAA